AAAUGCCCUCACGAAGAAGUCUGCUUUUCCAUGGAAACCCGACGCUUAUUGGAGUCCAACCAGAAAUAUGUCGUGAUUUCCGGACCAGUUCGAGGUUUGAGUGAACUCGAACCCGAACCAAACGGUGUGGUCAGUCGAAGAAGGCUAAUUUGAGUGUAUCAACCUGUGUUGUUAGCAUGCUUAUGUCGUUUUAGCUAACUAACUGCCCUGCGGGGGGGGGGGGGGGGGGGGGGGGGGGGCGAAUUGAGAGGAAUGCGAAACGCCGAAAGAAGACGAGCGGUCUGACUGCAGCGCAGGAUGAUGCGGCGCAGAGGCGGCGGCAGCUCGGCUCUGGACCGGGCCGAGUCGCUGCUCUCGGCCAGGAGCAGCAGGACUCGGGGACGCGGCCAGGGAUUCUUCAAAACAACAUCCAACCCCCCAAAUAAACAGGUUUCCUUCUGUAACCUGAGUGAUUUGUCUGCGGACAGCUCAGCUGCAGGAGAGAACUCAGAGCAGGACUCCAGGCCUCACAGUGGUUUUGGCGGGGGCAGCAGGUUUCUGAAAAAGGCUCCUCCACCAACAAGCAGCAGCCGCUCACCCGUCGACAGAAAGCAGAACCUGCUGGAACCCAGGUCUGUCCCGGCCUCCCAGCAGGAAUCGCAAACACAAAUCUCGGCUGAGUCUCGGAGCAGCGAUCGAGCCCCAGAGACCACUGAUUGUGAGACAAAUGGGCCCUCACAUGGGGCGGGUGCGCCCACAGAGGUGAGCAUCUCUGCGGCGUCGGCCACCCAGCAGCAUUCAGCACAGUGGAGCUCAGGGGGAAGCCGCUUCCUGAAGAAGAAGAUGGGCGCGGGUUCUACGCCUGCUGCAGCUCUGAGAUCAGGUGGAGGGGUCAGAUCUACACCUUUGCAGGAUUUAGAGAGCAAGCCUGGGAAAGCAGAGAGUGUGGACAGUGAUGAAGAAUACAUGAAGAAACUGCUGGGGGAAUCGGUGGAUUGUUCAGACAGCAGUUUAGCGGAAGAAGGGGGGCGCCCACCUCUGAAGGAGCCACAGAAGAUGCUCAGCAGUCAGAGGACUCACUCCAUCCCGUCGCCCCCCAGCUCGGCGCCACACCGCCAUUCUCCUUUCAGAUACUCGGGCCGGAGUCAGAACCACUUCAGCCCUUCUGUUUCAUCUCCAGCGACUCCCCUUCCAGGGAAGACCAGCGACUUUCCAAAGGCAGAGAGUCCACAGCAACUCUCCUCAUCCUCGUCGGAGUGUGUUGAAGUUCUCUCUCUGGAGGAGCUGCUCCCUGGGGGGUCAGUUUCUUCGGAAGCACAGAGCAAAAGGAGCGAGGUUUCUGAAGACCUCCACGUCAGCAUAAAGAAUUUGGACGAGCUUAUUCCUGCAUCCACUUCAGAAGCAGAAUCCCAGGAUGAAAGCAGACAGUCUGACCCCACAUGGUGGAGAACGCACCAGCAGCUGUCCCAGGAGGACGAAGAGGUGGUGGACUAUCACAGCGACUUUCACAGCUACUCCAGUGGGACCCAGGUUUCCGAGGAGCUGUCAGACGAAGAGGGGACGCCGUCAGAGAUCAGGACUGAUGGUGCAGACUCGGUAGUUUCCUCCCACACACCCCCAGAGCCACGCCGCCAUGCCUCGCAGACUUCACUGGCUUCAGUCAGAGUUUCAUCUAAGCAGAGGAGCUCUUCAUCCAGAAAACAUUUAAAGAAUGCAGCCGCCCAGACGCAGCCGGAUCACCUGAUUCACGCAGAUGAUGCUUCUGUGCCGUCCGCUGUAGCCCGAAUCUACCUGAGUGCAGCUCCGGGGAGGGGCUAUGCGCUCACUGCAGAGCAGCUGGAAGACAUCGGCACAUACAACCCAGCUGUGUUUGUGGUCAACGAGGUGCUCAAACAGCAGCUCGCCAUGAUCAAGGAGUCCGUGGACAGCAGCAGGCACCUCCACUCCAGCCUGAUGCAGAGCCUGGAGCCCCCCAGCUACAGAUACACCACCCUGCAGGACACCAUCCAGAACAUCCGCAGACGCAGGCCUUCCAAACUUGCCAUGGAGAGACACCUGGAAGAGGUUCUGCAGAAGGUGAAACUCUACCACAAGACCCCCGAGUUGAACAUCCAUCCAUCAUUUUCUUUAUCCAGAGCCUGGGGGCAUCGAUCUCAUUUGAUGUCUUCAAUUUGGCUUUAUUAUCUGAGCACACCAAUCAACUUGCAGGUCAGUAAAUAUUUUAGCUUCAGAGAAAGUCUUAAAAUAUGUUGCCUAAUCUUCCUUUGAGUGGUCUGCAUAUACAGGUGACUUUGUGCAAA
Messenger RNA from Oryzias latipes (Japanese medaka), 2279 nucleotides. The record is from RefSeq and is a predicted model, not a curated record. NCBI's taxonomy places the organism in Eukaryota, Metazoa, Chordata, Actinopteri, Beloniformes, Adrianichthyidae.